This is a messenger RNA of Puntigrus tetrazona (Sumatra barb), 2178 nucleotides long. Its product is annotated as transcription factor SOX-14. Lineage: Eukaryota; Metazoa; Chordata; Actinopteri; Cypriniformes; Cyprinidae. Gene Ontology annotation, molecular function: DNA-binding transcription factor activity, RNA polymerase II-specific; RNA polymerase II cis-regulatory region sequence-specific DNA binding. The coding region runs from base 293 to 970 and encodes 225 amino acids. Gene Ontology annotation, biological process: anatomical structure morphogenesis; regulation of DNA-templated transcription; cell differentiation. The transcript has a single exon. The record is from RefSeq and is a predicted model, not a curated record.
AUGUCGCUCACGCGCUGAUUGGGCACGAGGUGAUGAUGGUGUCAGGGCGCGCGCUCGUCGCUGCAAAGCUUUCUUUGAAACUCUCAGAGAUUUGAAACAAACAUCUCACAAACCAAGCAGUCGUUCUCACACACUUCAGUGCCAGUGGCAAAAAAAAAAAUAACAACAAUUCUGCCUUUUAUACCCAGCCGCGCGUCUCAUCAGAGGAGGAACCCUCUCUUUCCACAGAUGAUUUCGCCACACUUUCAGGUGUUAUAGAAACUUUUUUUUUCAAUUCCGUGACGCAAAGCAAAUGAACUCGAGGAAGACGAUGAAGCAGCCCACGGAGCACAUCAAGAGACCAAUGAACGCGUUCAUGGUUUGGUCGCGAGGUCAGAGAAGACAGAUGGCACUGGAGAAUCCAAAGAUGCACAACUCCGAGAUCAGCAAGAGACUCGGCGCCGAGUGGAAGCUGCUCUCCGAGGCUGAAAAAAGACCUUACAUCGACGAGGCCAAAAGACUACGCGCCCAGCACAUGAGGGAGCAUCCAGACUACAAAUACCGACCGAGACGAAAACCUAAAGGACUGCUGAGGAAAGACUCGCUGGUGACUUUACCGCGUCACGGCGAGCGGGAACUUCACGCGCUCUCGCGUCUGGACAAACCUCGAGCCCUUCAUUCAGCCGCGUCUCUGACGCAUCCUUUCUUGGAGCCGAGUCGGUCUGCCGUUAACCCCGCUCCCACAGCUUUUCAACACGAAAAACUUGCUUUAACCCCGGGCUCGUUGGCUCUGUCUUCAGCUUUUGGCUAUCAGAGCGGACACCGCUCCUUCGGGAGUCAGUACGCGCACACUCACCUGUCACCUGCAAACCCCGGAUACCUGCUGCCCUGUAACUGUUCGCCCUGGUCUUCCUCCAGUCUCGCGCCUCCGCUUGCCUAUAUAGUGUUUCCAGGUAUGAGCAAGACCGCGGUCAGCUCCACAGCGCUGUGACUCAGUCAUUAAAAUCUCAUUAGGAGCCUUUUUUUAAGAGAUUGGUCUUUUCUCAGUUCGAGCGCAGCUUGAAUAAAUGUUGAUUCGAAUAGGCUACGUUCAGCUAUUAUUAAUAAUAAUAAUUGUAUUUAUUUGUUUGUAUGCGAGAUGUUUGCUUUCACAUUGAUUUGUAAAGUUCAUUUGCUAUUGCUAAUGAUAAACGUUCCUGCUUCGGAGCCAAAGAAUAAGGUGAACACGAUCAAAUUCCAGACAGUGAGUAAAUGAUUUGAAUGGGCCAGUCUUUGUAGGAUGACAUUUGUGACCCUGGACAACAAAACUAGUCAGAAGUGUCGGUUUUGUGAAACAGAGCUUUUGAUAUCACCUGAAAGCUGGAUCAAUAAACUUUUAUUGUAUGGUUUGUUAAAACAAUAUUUGGAAAAUCUGGAAUCUAAGGGUCCAAAACAAAAUCGCCUUUAAAGUUGUCCAAAUGAAGUCCUCAGCUAUGCAUAAUCAAAUAAUGAUAUAUUUACAGUAGCAAAUUUACAAAAUAUCAUGUCCUAAUGAUUUUUGGCAUACAGUGUAUUAUUGGCUGUUCCUACAAGUGCUUACGACUGGUUUUGUGUUCCAGGGUCACACUUUAUCUUUACUUGAAAAUAUGUAGGCUAUAUAAAUGAAUGGAGUGAAUAACUCAUUCAAAUACAUUUUCUACACGCUAAAUUGCCAAAAAACAACAACACACACACACACACACACACACAUUACAUUAUGCUACCACUUUAAUAUGACCUGCUGAUUUGUAUGUCCAGUAUCUGUAGGUAUUUUUAGCAGUAACUAGAAGUACAGUACAGCAUGCACAUUUGAAAUAAAACACUUGUUUAUUCAAAACGUCCUGUUAACCUGCUUUAUACUCCUACAAAAUAUUUUAAUAUUGUACAACAUAACCAACAUUUUUACUUACAUUUGAUUUGACCUAACUAAAAAGUUUAAUAAUUGCUAGUUAUUGACAUUGGUCUUAUGAUUCAUCCACAAGCUGUUAUAUGAAGCAUUUGACCGCAUUCAAAAUCUGUGACUGAAAACCUUAGGGCAAAAAACACUGUUAUCGUUAACUUUUAAAUUGUAAACAAAUUGUCAAUUUUCUGGUAAGUGCUUGUCUGUUCUGUUUUGCAUAAUAAAGAUUUUGCCAUUCCAUGGUUCCAACAAAUGCAAUACCUUUGUGCUUUGCCAUAGUU